Messenger RNA from Eupeodes corollae, 3271 nucleotides. It is a transcript of the gene pkaap, whose product is annotated as A-kinase anchor protein 10, mitochondrial. The coding region runs from base 386 to 2218 and encodes 610 amino acids. The record is from RefSeq and is a predicted model, not a curated record. NCBI's taxonomy places the organism in Eukaryota, Metazoa, Arthropoda, Insecta, Diptera, Syrphidae. Gene Ontology annotation, cellular component: plasma membrane. The transcript has 2 exons. Gene Ontology annotation, biological process: intracellular protein localization.
CCAUUACAAAUGUCACAACCAGCUGUCUAGGUUUCGUAAAAACGCAGUUUGUUGAUAUCAGAUAAAUUUUUGUUAUAAAAAUAACCAAAUUUAUUUCGCAAAUAAACAUAGAUAACUAUGAAUUUUUAAUCGAUAAAUCAUACAAUUAUUCCACCAAUUAUAACUACAAAUUACUCUCUCUAAUAUAGCUCCAAUAUACACUAAUCAGAGCACCGAUUCAGAAACUGUAUAUGUGGCCAUUUAAAUGCAAAAAUUAAAAAGAAAAGAAAUAAAAUAAAAUAAAUAGCCAAUGAGAUCACCACAAUAGCUCUGAUAUGUGCAGCAGCUAUCCGAUGUCGAAUGAUAACUGACCUAAAUCAUAAGUUAAUGCAUAUAACAUUCCAAAAUGUUUAACAUUUUUAAAAGACCGGGGCGAACAACCGAACGACGGCACUCGGAAAAAAAUAAUGCAAAACGACAUUCCAUUAGUCUAUCCACUAAUAGUUCCACAAAUGAAGAAUCCCCUUACAUCGAUGAAAUCUAUGAUAUUAACGAAGAACAACCAAUAUUCGAAUAUGGUUCACGCUUGUCUAUGAAUCUAAAUGCAAUCAUCAACGAGAAAAGUUGCCUCAUUUAUUUUGUGCAGUUUUUAGAGGCAAAGAAGGCUUUGCCCCUGAUAAAAUUUUUUCUAGACACAGAGAAUUUCAAAACUGCAUCGGAGAAUGAAAAGAAAAACAAAAAUCCAGACGCAAGUUGCUGUGUUUGCAGCUUUUCAGAUCAUGCUAACUGUGAUUGGAUACCGAUUAAAAAUCAAAACUCUUCCGUGAAGGAUUCCAAGGAUGUCCCUGAUAACGAUAACAAAAAUAGUGAAAACAAAAAUGAUGUAUCUGGUGCAACAACUCGUUACGACCUAUCAAUGCAAAAAUCUCUAACUGACGAUGAAAAAAGUCAAAUCUACGCCGAAAAUAACAAACGUCAACUAGUUUAUUCAGAGAGUACGACUUCCAAACACACAUGCAAAACAACAGAUGCGAUUUCCAUCUACAAAAAGUAUUUUAUGCCAAAUUCUGAGCAACACGUUUCGCUUCCGGUCAGCAUACUUUCCGAGAUUUCACUGGUUCUUUGCUCUGACGAAAGGCAAUUGUGCCAGAGCCAAACAAUUCCAACGAACCUAUUUGAAAAUGCCCGGCAUUAUGCAUUAGGAAAGCUAGAACAAGAUUACUUGAAUGAGUUUCUACAGAGUGACUUAUAUUGCAGAUACUGCAUCGAAUUUUUAAGUAGCUCCGAGAUUAUACUUAACGAUAUACUUUACAGUGAAUCAGCUCUUUUUUAUUUUAUGGAGUACCUAGAGCAAGAAAACCAACGUAAUUGUCUGGACUUUUGGAUGGCUGCCAUAAAUUUUCGUAAGCACUAUGAAAAUGCAGCUAUUGGCGACUCGAAUCGCAAUGAAGCACAAUCGGAUGCAAUGAUUCUCUACGAAAAAUACUUCUCCUUACAAGCUAAUUUUCCACUAAGAAUAUCUCCGAACAUUCGCAGCAUAAUCGAGGAGUGUAUCUGUAGCAAUGAAUCUAGAUCUAGAAUCAGUCAUUGCUUUGACCGGCCAUUAAAAAUAAUCGAACACUACUUGGAGAGAGAAUUCUUUCCAAAUUUUCUCGAAUCUCAACUGUAUUCUAAAUUCUUAGUCGAACUGCAAUCUAAAUUAAGUGAUCAUAAUCGCGUGGAUAUUGCCAGUAAGCAAUUGACGAAUCCCAGGGUUUCUAAACACCGCAAAACCAUGUCCGAUUGCACAAAUAAAACUUCAAAAGAUCUGAGGAAGCAUUUUAUAUCACAGCACAAUACACUUCUAGCUAUGGAGAGCCAUAACAGUGUACAAUCAAAAAAGAACGCCUGCUCAUCAAUAAACAACAGUUCUCCAGACAUGCACAUUGAUUCCAGACAUUUUGUCGAUCCAGACAUGUUGUGGCAACGACAUCAAACCAGUGGCAAUGUGUUGAAAUUUGGUCGAGUCAAUUCGCUGGGGCGUUUUGAAAGGGAUUUCGAAAUAUUUCCAACAGCUUCAAAGAAUUGGUCACUGACUGGCAUGGGGAGUAGUACAAUUAAAAAUGUCGUCAGGAAGCUAGUGAAUAUACCUGAGGAUAAAAUACAAGAAGAGAUUGCUUGGCAGAUAGCCGAAAUGAUUGUAGAUGAUGUUUUAAGCAUAACCAUGAGUAGUGAGCUAUCAUCACGCAAAUCUAUAUAGUUUAAUCCUAAUUUAAAAAAAAAAAAUUCGACAAGUUAAUUAAUAACUUAAUAUAAAGCUUUGAUAGCCGAAGUGAUAUGAGCAACAUUUGUAUGAUAAAAAUUAUGUUUUUAUUUAAUUACAUUUAAUUUCAUUAAUACAUACAUAAAUAUAAAAUACUAUUUAUUAAAAUAACUAGGUACAUUAAUGCAAAAAUAAUCAUUUUUUGGAAUUUCCUUUUUAAAUUAAAAACUAAAUUUUAUUUAACAAAAUUAUUUAUUUUAUUUAUGGAAGAUGUGUAUAAGCUUACAUACAUAUAUGCAAUCGUCUUUUUUAUAUGAAGCUCUGGUUGUAACUCUUAGUGCCGCCACGUAUUUGCUUGAUGAGCAAUUGUAAAAUGCAUUUAAGUACGUUCUUCCUUAUUUCGUAUAACAUGCAUUGUUGCUUGUUUUUAUUAAAACUUAGACCGACAAAAUAAUUUCAAUAAAAUUAUAAAUAAAUAACGGCCACAGCUAUUUAUAAGAAACACCGAUGAAAUAACAACUCUUUAUAAUGUUGUUUUAUUAUAUUUUUGACUGUGUUCCAAAGUGUCUUCAAUGUAAAUUUCAGUUAUUAAGGUACAAGGGUGGAAAAAGGAUCAGAUUACGAACCGAUUCCUAUUUUCUUAAAAAUUUAAUUUUUUUUUUUAAAUAUUUUAGUUCUUCUUUAAAUUACUUCAUAAAACUGGCCGUUAUAUGAGUUGUAACCAUACAAACGUAAAAUCCAAACUGUUUCGUUCAAAAUACCGAUACUUAUUCUGAAACUCAUUUUAAUGAUUAAAUUGUUAAAAAAUUCAAUAAUAGUAAUAAUUACAGUAAAGAUUUCUGAUAAAUUGAUAUCUUACAUUUUGUGAGCUUAGUAACAAAUUAAUAAUUUACCAUAUUUCAAAAAAUUUGCACAGGAAACGUCCAAAAAGUACAUUGUUGAACAAAAAUUACUAUGGAGAAUUAAAAACAAAAUUCUUUUAUGGCUUGGUUUGGUUGGGACAUCAAAUAGAUUUUGAAAUAAAAUAUUUCCCUUUUGUUUGCCAUUUUC